Messenger RNA from Entelurus aequoreus (snake pipefish), 3002 nucleotides. RefSeq names its product coenzyme Q6 monooxygenase (gene coq6). Bases 262 to 1710 code for a protein of 482 amino acids. Gene Ontology annotation, biological process: ubiquinone biosynthetic process. Gene Ontology annotation, cellular component: mitochondrion. The transcript is spliced from 12 exons. The record is from RefSeq and is a predicted model, not a curated record. Gene Ontology annotation, molecular function: 2-octaprenyl-6-methoxyphenol hydroxylase activity; FAD binding; oxidoreductase activity, acting on paired donors, with incorporation or reduction of molecular oxygen, NAD(P)H as one donor, and incorporation of one atom of oxygen. Lineage: Eukaryota; Metazoa; Chordata; Actinopteri; Syngnathiformes; Syngnathidae.
AUGAGCACUGUUGGUGGUCAAAAGCGGAAGCGCGAGCUGCGACACCCGUGCAUUCUGAUUGGCUGCAAUGCCGGAAGUAAUUCCGCCGCUUCUGAAGUUGUCAACACAACAUGGCUGAAACGCCGAAGCGACAGGACUACUGUCUCUAGACAGGGUCAAGGAGAAAACAGUCGGUAAAUUGUAAUCAAGCGAUUAAGCUUCAAAAAAGGGACAUGUCUAUCAUAUUUUAAGACGAGACUCGUUUAAUUUAAAGACCGAAUUAUGUUAAACAUUACAAGGGCACGUAUCGCCCUGAACGGGGUUGGACGGUGUUUAUUUGCCGAAAAGCACCGAAUUGCUGUAAAAAUAGUCAGCCGAGGGCGAGUGUGUGCAGCACAUGGCAACGAUAGUGGUAAAAAUGAGGUUUACGAUAUUAUAAUAUCAGGGGGAGGGAUUGUUGGAUCUGCAAUGGCAUGCUCCGUAGGUAUGGAUCCCAACUUGAUGGGUAAGAAGGUCCUUCUUCUUGAAGCAGGCAACAAGAAAGUGAUGGAUAAAGUUCCUGACAGCUACAGCACCAGAGUCAGCUCCAUAAGUCCAGGCUCUGCUACACUCCUCAAUGGUAUUGAUGCAUGGGAGCAUAUCACUAACAUGAGAUGCAAGCCCUACAAAAAGAUGCAGGUUUGGGACGCCUGCUCUGAUGCCCUGAUCACAUUUGAUAAGGACAAUCUGGAGGAGGAGAUGGCCUACAUCGUGGAGAACGACAUGGUUGUGGCAGCACUGACUAAACAGCUGGACGGUCUGUCUGAUAUCGUCCAAGUCAAAUACAGGUCCAAAGUGGUGAAGUACACGUGGCCUAUGCCGCACAAGGCAGUGAGCUCCAUUCCGUGGGUGCAGGUCACAUUAGCCAGCGGGGAAACUUUUCAGACCAAGCUGCUUAUUGGCGCUGACGGACCAAACUCUAUGGUGAGGCGAAAAUUAAGAAUACCGACGGUCAAGUGGAAUUACAACCAAUCAGCCGUGGUAGCUGUGCUGCAUCUAUCAGAGCCCACAGAGAACAAUGUGGCAUGGCAAAGGUUCCUUCCUACAGGACCUAUCGCAAUGUUACCGCUGUCAGACACAAAGAGUUCUCUGGUUUGGUCAACCAGUCAUCAUCUCGCUGAGGAGCUCCUGGAGCUGGAUGAGGAGUGUUUUGUUGACGCCAUUAACUCCGCCUUUUGGAGUAAUGAAAACCAAUCGGAGCUGGUCGAGACUGCAGGGUCACUGUUCCGCAGCGCCCUCUCUGCCAUCAUGCCGUCUGCAGGCUCACCUCGCCAACUACCCCCGAGCGUGGCCGGCAUUGGCCCCAAAUCCCGCGUCAUGUUCCCCCUCAGCAUGGGCCAUGCAUCGGAGUACGUUAGGCACAGAGUGGCACUCAUUGGGGACGCUGCCCAUCGUGUCCAUCCUCUGGCCGGUCAGGGAGCCAACCUGGGUUUGGGGGAUGUGGCUUGCCUCACACAGCUCCUGAGCCAGGCAGCCUUUAACGGGAAGGACCUGGGAGCAAUACAGCACCUGCUAGAGUAUGAAACAGAGCGCCAGCGGCACAACCUGCCCAUGAUGGCCGCCAUCGACCUCAUGAAACGACUUUAUUCCACCGACGCUGCACCUGUGGUUCUCCUCCGCACCCUCGGCCUGCAGGCGACAAACGUGCUUCCCUCACUAAAAGAACAGAUCACAGCGUUUGCAAGCAAGUGAGGCCAAGCACGUCAUCUCCAGUGUUGCUAAAAGGAAAUAAAAGUACAUUUAAUAUUAAUAAAGAUGUAUUUUUCCCCUUGGAAGUAGCGAAGAGUAUCUUUUGAAUGAAUGAUCGGCAUCCCUCCAAUGAAAAUCUGUGCAGCCGUGCAUCAAUACUGUUUUUACAGAUCACGGUGGCCUAACUCCUCACUCACACUGCAUGUUGGUAUUUCCUCAAAUCUGUCAGCAGUGUGUAAAUCUCGUGUCGAAUGCACCGCAACGUCUGUCAAGAGCUCAUCCUACGUAAAUAUGCAAACAUACCAUUUGAAUGUCCAUGUACAAUCCAUAGGCUGCUCUUUGUUCGCCGAGAACCACACUUUUCAUUAGGAACACCUCAAUCUUAAAAUGCAAGAAAUGCAGUAGGAGAUGUUUAUGUAUGUAUUGUUAAAUAGUGAUAUGGAUGUUUGUACAUGGAAUAUAUAGAGUAAAUAGUCAUAAAGUAGAUACUUACUUACAUGCAUUAGAUACAGUAGUACCUCAACUUACAAGCUUAAUUGGUUCUUAACUGCGCUUUUAACUCAAAACACCUGUAUCUCAAAUCAACGUCUCCCAUUGAUAUGACUUAAAAUCAAUUUAAUUGGUGCUUGCCCCACCCAACAAACAGUACAAUUUUAACAUGUAACAUGACUUUUAAAAAGUAAAACAAACUUUUUGAUAAUAUAUAUUGUGUAAAAACAAUAUAAUAGCAGCUCUUCAGUCAAACACCCGUUUGACUGAGUAUAUAUUUUUGGCGGUAUAGCUUGGUUGGUAGAGCAGCCGUGCCAGCAACUUGAGGGUUGCAGGUUCGAUCCCCGCUUCCGCCAUCCUAGUCACUGCCGUUGUGUCCUUGGGCAAGACACUUUACCCACCUGCUCCUAGUGCCACCCACACUGGUUUAAAUGUAACUUAUAUAUUGGGUUUCACAAUGUAAAGCGCUUUGAGUCACUUGAGAAAAAGCUCUAUAUAAAUGUAAUUCACUUCACUUCACGCCACAUUAGCAGCUUUUCCAUAUUUUCAUGGAUAAGUUUCUGCCGUUUGGAUAAUAUUUUUACAUUCUUAGCUAGUGUUAUACUCCUUCUGCUUCAAUAUAGUGCCAACUAGCAGUGAUGCGCUCGAAUUGCUUCGCCAAUUUUUUUUUAUUUUUUUUUUAACUCAAUGGAAAUCAUUCACCUGCUGCCUUCCCAGGUCGGGGAGGCUUGUAACUCAAGUGUUUGCUUGUAACUUAAAGCAUAACUAUCCAAAAGACAGCUCUUAUGUUUUUUUUCUUGUUUUGC